Messenger RNA from Conger conger (European conger), 3747 nucleotides. Its product is annotated as ADP-ribosylation factor 3. NCBI's taxonomy places the organism in Eukaryota, Metazoa, Chordata, Actinopteri, Anguilliformes, Congridae. The coding region runs from base 118 to 663 and encodes 181 amino acids. Gene Ontology annotation, biological process: vesicle-mediated transport; intracellular protein transport. Gene Ontology annotation, molecular function: GTPase activity; GTP binding. The transcript is spliced from 4 exons. Gene Ontology annotation, cellular component: cytoplasm; plasma membrane. The record is from RefSeq and is a predicted model, not a curated record.
UUCAUUGGACAAGCAAGCCCCCGCUCAGGAGUCAAGAAGUCUUCGCUGGGAGCUGCCGCCAAACCCAUAAUUUCAGAGUGCUGUCGGGGAUUGUUGCCAGGAGAGGCUGUAGUAACUAUGGGAAACCUCUUUGGAAACUUGCUGAAGACUCUAAUAGGGAAGAAGGAGAUGAGGAUCCUGAUGGUGGGGCUGGAUGCGGCAGGGAAAACCACCAUCCUCUACAAGCUGAAGCUGGGGGAGAUCGUCACCACCAUCCCCACCAUUGGCUUCAACGUGGAGACGGUGGAGUACAAGAACAUCAGCUUCACGGUGUGGGAUGUGGGCGGCCAGGACAAGAUCCGGCCUCUGUGGAGACACUACUUCCAAAACACGCAGGGCCUGAUCUUCGUGGUGGACAGUAACGAUCGGGAGCGGGUGAACGAGGCGCGGGAGGAGCUGAUGAGGAUGCUCGCGGAGGACGAGCUGCGGGACGCCGUGCUCCUCGUCUUCGCCAACAAGCAGGACCUGCCCAACGCCAUGAACGCGGCGGAGAUCACAGACAAGCUGGGCCUGCACUCCCUGCGCCACCGCAACUGGUACAUCCAGGCCACCUGCGCCACCAGCGGGGACGGUCUGUACGAGGGCCUGGACUGGCUGGCCAAUCAGCUGAAGAACAAGAAGUGAGGCGGGGCCGGUGGUCCAGGGGGGCGGGGCUAGAGCAGACACUCAUAACAGUGUAUGUGAAAAAAAAAAGAGUUUUUUUGUUUUUUUGGGGAGGAUCUUUUCACAACAGUGUAUUAGGAGGGUGGGUGGACUGAGGGGCACGGGAUACAGUGUUUUUAAUAACCCAGAAAAUGUCAGAGUGGGAUUUGAGCGUGUUAUUGUCUGAAUGUGUUUGUGACCAUCAUACCAUUGUGCAGGAACUCCCACACUGGCCUGUGAAUACUUCCGUGUGUUCAUAUCAGCGCUAGUCCCUCUCCGGUUUACGCUCUGUCAGUCAGCUUCUGCCCUAGGGCUGUUCGUUUCGAAUCGGUGCAGAGAAUUUCGGGCUCUGUCUUUACCAGUGACAUUAAUUAUGUUUAGUGAUGUUUUUCCCAGCAAAUGUGACAGGAAUGCAUGCUUAUAAAUUUAGAUUCUGCUCUACUGGCACAAACUAUUCACAGGAUGUACAAAGAAGUGUGAGCCACUGCAUCCCUACAAUGAAGAAGGCAGUUACCUGCAUCAUUUUCAGUAUUUCAGUAGUUUUUCCUGAAGUAAUCAAAAGUCAUCGAUUUCUUUGCCAUUGUAACUCAUAGAGGGCUGGAAUGAGUAUUAAUGUUCUUGGCUAUCCCUGUUCACCUCUAUGCGAGACAAAAUCUAAAAUACUUGUGAUUGUACAAUACCUUUGUUUUAGCCCACCAGCACUGGCUGAUUCUGAUUCUGCUCAUCAAGGUCUUGAUUAGGUUUAGUUAAUUGAAUCAGGUUUAGUUAUGCUAGGCUAAAACAAAAGCUUGCACCCACACCACCCUUUUUGGAUGGGAUUGGGCACCCCUGCUUCACACUGCUGUUCCCUCUGCCCUGUGUGGCAGGCUGAAGGCAGGGCAGGGGGGCUGGACAAGUGGCCCACUGCAUCAGUGAUUUAAUCCAUAUCAUGUUUAAAACUUACAUCUGUUUGUUUGGAAAUCAUGACUGUGAUUUAUUUAUUCUUUUUAUUGAAAUACUAUGUGUUCUUGUAUUCAUUUUGCAUCCCAUGAAAUGGAGUUUAUAUUUUGAAAAUAAUAAUUCAAUUUAUUCAAGGUACGUGGAUGUGCACACUAUGACUGAAAUUGAACAUGAGAAAACUAAAGGUUUGUCUAGUAUAACAGUCAUUUUCAGGGGAAACUGAAGAUUGUGAAGACUUUUUAGGUGACUGAUUGUUUGGAAUAGAGUUUCCAAUCUGUGGGAAUAUGUAACGGACAUUAAAUGUUUUGACUCAAAUGAAAGCAAAAUUAAGUGUUGAACAAUCAUCAUUCAGAAAACCCAUUGUCAUGGCAGUAUGUGCAUGCAUGUUUAAAGUAAAUCUGCGUGCAUUUGUGUGUUGCAUUGGGUUGCUUUAGCAUAUUGACUGCUACUGCUAAAAUUGUGUCUCAUGACCUUAAAAAUGUUGUUCAGACACUAGUAGCUGAACUAAGACACUGCUCCCUUGACAUUAAACCACCUUCAAGUAUAUGGAAUUCCUAUAACAGCUUGAGUGUAUAUAUACAGUAAUGAUGUUUUUCUCUAUAAUAUUCCUGUAACAUUAAAAUAUAUUUUAUGGGUUGAGGAGGAAGUGACUGAUACUCUUGUACAGAGAUGGCGGUAAUUGACGUUUAUGAUGGCGACUUAUUUACUGUUUCUACCGCCCCACUACUUAAUAAAUAUCCUCCCUAGUCCGUUUUAAAUCCAUCAUAUGUCAUGUUAAAUGUUUUUUUUAUAAAGUUUAUCUUCAUUGUGAACUAUUAUGAGUGUAAUUAUUUAUGAAGGGAAAAUAUUCAUACUGUUUUGAUGUUUUCCCACCAAUGGUAAAUCCCAGUUCUGGUCCUGUCUGUUUGAAGUACUGUUGUAGUUGUCUGUACAUAACACUGAUUGAUCAACCUGUCUAUCUGUGUAAAUUUGGCAAUUGUCUCUUCCAUUGAAACUGUAAUGGUAUAAAGUCAUUUUUGUGUCCUUCCAUUGAUACAUUACUUUUUAAUUUUAUUUUACCUGGCUUGCGGGUUAUUGCAAGGCAAUCACAUAAUCCCUAAUAUUAUGAUGCCAUGUGCUUGUUUUGCAAAAAUGUAUUUUUGUUUGUAAUUAUAAUUUGCUCAUGUAACAAGCUUGUGUUUGUUUUUUAUAAUACAUUUUGAUGGCUGUUGUUUUAACUGUGAAUGAAGAAACUGGAAGGUUUAUAUUUCUUUAAUUUUUACUGCAAUUUGAAUUGGGUCUUGUGUUUUUACGAUUAUUAAAACUUUUGGUUGGAGGUUUACUGCAGGUUACUGAAGCUGGUUCCUGAAGCUGGCUGCUCUGUCUGUAGGCUGCCUUGCCCACCUGAUUCUACCUAUUACUUUUUCAAAUCAACAUAUCAAUCAGUCACACUCUUUAUGUAUGCUUUUUAGUCCUCCAAAUCUGGAAUACCCAAUUAUCAUUACCUAGCUGUCUGACAGUAUAUGGAUUUAGGGGUGUGAAGACUAGCCUGGUGGACUACAACUUAUGUUGAGGAGGUGCAUGCAGACUGCAGAUGCCCAACUGACCAGAUGAAUCAAACUUAUGCUUUGAGACUGGGAGAGUGUUACUCACUGAAGCCCAUGGUCUCUGGGCAACACCACAGCCAAUUAGGAGCUGCCAGCCGGUCAGCAGCGGCACAGAGGUGAUUCUGUGGCAGACCAUGCAGAAUGGUUCUAUACACAGUAUGCUGGAGUGUCGAGCGCAUCAUUCCUCAGAUACACCACCCUACAACCCCGCCAAUUAUUCCUUUAGGCAAGAUAUCAACUCUGUCUUGUUGUCUUUAUUGAACCAAUUUAGUGACAAAUUGCUAUUGAACAAAGGUACUUUUCCAUCCCCAACAAGAACUGGUGAUUUCAAGCCCUUGCAGAAUCGCAGGCCUCAAAGCCUGAAUGCAGGUUGGUCUGGUUUAAUGUGUAAGGUCAAAGGUUUGGAGCUAGAUUGUGUAUGAAAGAUUACUGGACAAAUACGGAAUUAAAUGAACUGCUGUAAGGAAUAGAUGAGACGUGGUGUUUGGGAUGAGUCACAGUAGCUGUGCUGGAAAAUAAAGAUGUUUUUCCUCUGACCGUU